Messenger RNA from Toxorhynchites rutilus septentrionalis, 4183 nucleotides. RefSeq lists its product as uncharacterized. The coding region runs from base 237 to 1583 and encodes 448 amino acids. The transcript has 8 exons. The record is from RefSeq and is a predicted model, not a curated record. NCBI's taxonomy places the organism in Eukaryota, Metazoa, Arthropoda, Insecta, Diptera, Culicidae.
AUCUGUUUGGUACCGAUUUAGUCUCGGAAGUGGAGCCACCGAAAGAAGACGCACAUUUUGGUCGCGCGCGGAUGUUUUUUGUUUUGUCGCUUUGUUAUUGUUGUCAUCAGAUCACUGAGUCGUGAUCGUGUCGUUCGAAAGUAACGGAACUGAUAUACGCGUGAACUAAUCAAACGUGUUCGUGAAUCAGUAAUACAUGUGCUGCUGAGUGGAAUUGAUAACAUUGAUCCGUCAACAUGAGGCCAGCUACAUCAUCAGGUCAAGUUGCCGUCGUCGUGCUUUGCUGCUGCAUUUAUCUACUUUAUCUGCCACCCAUCAUUGCAACAGAGACAGCGGAAAUUGAUCUCAAAAGAACUAAUCACAAAAGUGGAGUUGUUCCUAAAUUUCUAGCAGAAUCUGAAAUAGUCAAGGACAUUACAUGGAAAAGCCAUAGACCGUUAGGAAAAACUAGAAAAAUAAAACCAAACAAAUCAUCCCCCAAGAAGUACAGGGAGGAAGACCGGCUUGAUUUCCGAGUUGGAUCGACGAAAAAAUCAAUCUACGAAAAAAAGUAUUUCGAUUAUCUAUCGGCAGAGCUAAAAGAUUCACCAGAGGUUUCAUCCGGACUGAUCCGAAAAAAUGGUAGGAGAAUUCGGCGAGAUGUCAAAGCUGAAGUGCCACAACGUAUGAAGAGAAAUGGAAUCUGGUAUGUACAGCCAGUGGGUGCGUAUUCUUUCAUGGUGCCCCACUACAUACAACCGAACGACUGGAGACUGCAGUUCAAUCCGUAUGAUUUGGGUUAUAGACCAAAUUUGAACAAUCAUUAUCUGCCACCUGUCACUAUCAGAACACCUGCCACAGUUGAACCACCUGUCACGGAACCCACACCUAGCGGACCGCCAGAUCUUGGAAUGCGCGGUUCAUUUGAUACUGCUACUGACGGGCAGAUACCUUUCAUUUUCGACAUGGUUGUCGAUAAUAGUAGGGAAACUAACUAUCAGCUUUUCAGAAACACAGACAGGCCAAGAACAACCCAGAGCCCGGUAUUCGGCCAAGGGCCCACCUUUGAGACGAACGGUCGUUUUCCUGCGGUGCGAACAACAACUUCCCGACCGGUUACGUUUUCAAGACCACGAACAACAACAAUCAACUCGCUUGCUGACCGAGAUUCAACAACUCCCCGACCGGUUACGUUUACAAGACCACCAACAACAGCAAUUAAUUCUCUCGCUGACCGAGGUUCAACAACUCAACGACCAUCGAUUCAGCACAACAGUGACGAUGACUAUGAUUGGUCGAUGCUUGGUUUGUCGGUCGACGAUGGAAUCAGGAAUAGACUAGGUUUUGGUGACAAUGGCCAAAAUUCUCUGAAUACAACAAACAGUGAUUCUGAUGUCAACAAUUCUAUCGGUCCGGGCGCAGUCCGAAAAGCACCUUCAAAAUGCGCCUGGGCUAUUGCCAAUUGCUGCAGUCACAACUCAGACAGAAUUCGAUACUAUUGUUUUGAGCAAAAUCAGUGCCCUGGCUCGUUCUGGGGAGAUAAUGUUUGCCGACGAUUUUAUCAGGUGGCUCUUCGGGAAAUCGAAAAUUACUACAAUGUUUAAUCCUUGCUUCAGUGGCAUAACAACUUAUAUCUUCCAGUCACUAAGAUGAUAACACCCAAAUUGUCCUCGCUUGCUUUACGUACAUAUUUAUUGCUCGAAAUUAGGAAAAGUUAUUUCUUUAAGGAAUAAAAGUAAAAUUAUGUGUGUAUUCUUUCGAACCAUAAAUAAAAGUUUCCCAAUUCAAAACAAAGUCUUCACGAAGGAGAAAAAACCCCAUGAGAGAAAAUAUUUAUACAAAGUGUUGACCAAGAUACGAACGCAUUGUUGAAAUAAUUCUUUAGUAAUUUUUUGUGAUAUUGAAAAGAUUUGAUUAUUUGUGUGGUUCCGUAGAAGCAGCUGAAGAUGGUAGACUCAAUAUUCUUGCCCCUGCGAGAACUGUACAAUAACUAGGAACUGCUAGGAUGCUAGAAACGUUUCAUGUGUAUAUUUAUAUACGCUCUUGUAACGUUAGACUUGCGGAGCAUUUCGGGAAAUACGAUUUUUUAACAUUUGAACUUAUAAACUAUGUCAAUAGUUUAACACAUAACCACAUAAUCGGCUCAAGUCAACACUCGCGGUUGACUUGAGGUUAGAAUAAAAAUUGAUUUAUACAUUUUUCAGUGCGUAGCCAAUGCGGGAUACUUUCUAUUGAGAUGCAGCUGACUAUUGCUUACCAACUAAUCAGCAUUAUACGAGAGUUGUUCAAAAAAUAAGUUUCGGUGCUUCAGAAAUCGCGGAAAAAUAAAGUUAGGACAAAAAACAAGGUGAUUUUCGUAAUCAUCGGGAAUAAGUGAUAGUCGCUAGGGGCGAGGUCUGGGGAGUAAGGAGGAUGCUCGAACACAGUCCAUUUGAUUUUUUUCAAUUACUCUUGAGUUACGCAAACAGAAUGGGGCCGCGCAUUAUCGUGCAUAAGGAACACUCCUUUCGUCAAUAAACCAGGCCUUUUGUUCUUAUUCGCGGUUCUUAAUCGGUCCAAAACUUCACAAUAGUACGGUGAUGAAACAGGCGUUCGGCGGUCAACGAUUCGAUAACACUGAAGAAAUUCGUGACGCAGUUACAUCGUACUUCAAAAAGUUGUAUGCUACUCACUUCGCGCUCGGAAUAGAAAAACUCGUGCCACGCUAUGAAAAAUGCCCCGAACGUUACGGCGAUUAUGUAGAGAAAUAGGAAAUAAAACGUAGAAUACGAAAGUCACCUUGUUUUUGUCCUAAAUUUAUUUUUCUGAGGCACUGAAACUUAUUUUUUGAACGACCCUCGUAUCUAUAUAAAUGAAAAUGUAAGGUCAAAUGUGUUUCUAAGCGCAAAACCCGAAGAAGGUAUGAUCCAAUUUAAGCCGUCUUUAUUUUUUUUUGUAUUUUUCUCGAGCCAUAAAUCAAUGUUAUGGUGAGAAAAAUUCCGAAAUUUUUGAGAAGUUCGAGAGAAUUUUUGAGAAAGUUCGAAUAAAAAAUUCUCAUAUGUUCCACAAUGACAUUGUUAUUAGUCUAAUCGGAUUUCGCGUUUGCAGAAUUAGGCUUCGUAUUCCGUUAGUGUGGAGAGAAAAUGAUUCUCAGGUGGAAAAUAAAGAUUAUGAAUGAAAAUUUACUUUUCUGUAUCAAACAUGUAUUCCAGGUAAUGGAAAAAUAUGUUAUUUUCAAAUGAAUAAAGAAUCUUGAGCAAACAUUGUAUCUGAAAAUAAAUUUAUAUUGUAAAGCCGAGUUUUGGUAGAAGUAAUAGGAAAUUCAUAGUAAGUGGAAAUCGUAAAGAGUCAAAUAGAUUUCAAAGAUCAAUCAAUGGAGUGUUCUGCGAUUGAAUCCACGAACGUUAGGUCGGUAAGAAAAUAUGCAUGUACGAAAGAAGUCAUAUCAAACUUAUAAUUUCCGGCGGGACGAAGUUCGCCGGGUCAGCUAAGAUACUAAAAAAAUGAUAGAGAAUAAACUCAUUAGGAAAAAUAACUUUUGACGGCUUGACCGAUUAUUGAUCUUUUUACCAUAAUCAAAUAGUAUGUUCAGAUGACAAUUUUGAGAAAAAAAAUAUUUUCAUUAUUUUUGAGGUGUUGAGACUGGAGAAUCAUAUAAUUUCAGGGGAGCUAAGGCUUUUUCACAUACCAUAAAUUCAGCGAUGUAUUUUUUUGUUAUUGAGAUAUUUGUUUUCUCAAUAUUAAGUAAUAAGCAUUAUUCAAUGUAAUAUAUAUAUCUCAAUGACGGAAACACAAUGCAAAUAUUGGGAAAAUUAGAUUAACAUGAAUGCCAUCCGUUCGCCGCAAAAGAGUUAUCAAAAUUAAAACUGUUUGAUAAAAGUCACAGGAGGGUUGUGUCCGAGACACGAUCGCGUAGUUGACGUAGGAUUCCGUUAGGCUAUCUGUUGAUUUUGGAUAUAUUUGAAUAAUGACAUCAUUGAACUCUUUGAUAAUGAUUUGGUGGCCUCCUGAAAAGGGCCGUUUUGUUUGGUUGUUGGGUAUUGUUGGUAAGGAUGGUAAACAGUCAUUGGAUGGUGCAUAACAGGUAAAAGAUACUGAAGUGGAACGAGAUAUGAUGAAAAUCGCCCUCUAUGAUCCUAGACGAGAUGCCACCUGGGUUAUGUAUGGAUGAAAUACAGAAAAAAACUCACCAAUGUAAUAUAAGAUAAUUACGAAUACCGAACAC